Messenger RNA from Leptonychotes weddellii (Weddell seal), 1803 nucleotides. The record is from RefSeq and is a predicted model, not a curated record. Lineage: Eukaryota; Metazoa; Chordata; Mammalia; Carnivora; Phocidae.
CAAAGAGAGUUGAAGGAAAUGAAUUGUGAAACUUCACGGUGUGCUACCCUACAGUACUGUCCUGACCCAUACAUCCAGCGGUUUGUAGAAACCCCAGCUCAUUUCUCUUGGAAAGAAAGUUAUUACCGAUCCACUAUGUCCCAGAGCACACAGACAAGUGAAUUCCUCAGUCCAGAGGUCUUCCAACAUAUCUGGGAUUUUCUGGAACAGCCCAUAUGUUCAGUUCAGCCCAUUGACUUGAACUUUGUGGAUGAACCAUCAGAAAAUGGUGCAAGAAACAAGAUUGAGAUUAGCAUGGACUGUAUCCGCAUGCAGGAUUCGGACCUCAGUGACCCCAUGUGGCCACAGUACACGAACCUGGGGCUCCUGAACAGCAUGGACCAGCAGAUUCAGAACGGCUCCUCGUCCACCAGCCCCUACAACACAGACCAUGCGCAGAACAGCGUCACGGCGCCAUCGCCCUACGCGCAGCCCAGCUCCACCUUCGACGCCCUCUCUCCGUCCCCCGCCAUCCCCUCCAACACCGACUACCCGGGCCCGCACAGCUUCGACGUGUCCUUCCAGCAGUCCAGCACCGCCAAGUCGGCCACCUGGACGAUUGAACAUGAUUCUGAACCAUCAAAGCCCCUUUCUCAGAGAAGUAAAUUGUGUCACAGCAAAAAGGCUGGGGAGCUAUACCUAAGUGACCUGUUGGAUAUGACCAGUCACCCCCCUCCAGUGUCACAUGCUCACUGUCAUUCCCAUGUUUGUGUUCCUAGGACCUCGAUGCAGUCUCAGUCUACAUACGGUAACAGCUCCCCACCUCUGAACAAAAUCAACAGCAUGAACAAGCUGCCUUCCGUGAGCCAGCUUAUCAAUCCUCAGCAGCGCAAUGCCCUCACCCCCACCACCAUUCCUGACGGCAUGGGAGCCAACAUUCCUAUGAUGGGCACCCACAUGCCAAUGGCUGGAGACAUGAAUGGACUCAGCCCCACCCAGGCCCUCCCUCCCCCACUCUCCAUGCCAUCCACCUCCCACUGCACUCCCCCACCUCCGUACCCCACAGAUUGCAGCCUUGUCAGUUUCUUAGCGAGGUUGGGCUGUUCAUCAUGUCUGGACUAUUUCACGACCCAGGGGCUGACCACCAUCUAUCAGAUUGAGCAUUACUCCAUGGAUGAUUUGGCAAGUCUAAAAAUCCCUGAGCAAUUCCGACAUGCCAUCUGGAAGGGCAUCCUGGACCACCGGCAGCUGCACGACUUCUCCUCCCCUCCUCACCUCCUGCGGACCCCCAGUGGUGCCUCUACAGUCAGCGUGGGCUCCAGCGAGACCCGGGGUGAGCGCGUUAUUGAUGCCGUGCGCUUCACCCUGCGCCAGACCAUCUCCUUCCCGCCCCGCGAUGAGUGGAACGACUUCAACUUUGACAUGGAUGCUCGUCGCAACAAGCAACAGCGCAUCAAAGAAGAGGGAGAGUGAGCACUACUGUGUGAAUGCCUCCCAUCCUCUCCCCAUCUGUCUGCAUCCCUACAAGGCACCAGUGCUUGACCUUCAAAGUGUCCCCUUUAGCUCCUUUCCUUCCUCUUCUCAGUCUGGCUUCUUAAGGGAAGAAGAAGUAAGAGGCUAUCUUUGAUCUAAUGUCCAACCUGGCAUCUGAUUCCGAUUCUGGCUUUAAGCCUUCAAAUCUGUUGCUUGCAGGACUGAAGUUAUCAUGGCUAGGUGGAAGUGAGCAAAAGAGCAGUGGGUGUCUCCUUAAGCAGCAAAGAUUUCUGAUUGACUUUUAUAAAGCAUUUUCACCCUUAUAGUCUAAGACUAUAUAUAUAAAUAUAU